CCGAAAAACGUUCAGUCACUCUAGAGCAUUGGGCAACAGAGAUCGUGACGUGUGAGCAGUCGAGAGUUGCCAUUCGUUCAGAGUGCGCGGGCGCCAAGUUUCGAGUGGCCAAAAAACACGUCGCCGAGCCAAGAAAGAGAAAAUAAAAACGUGUAUGGAUUUGUGUGAGAUCAAUACGCCAGGUGGAAACAAUGCCGCUAGACAAAUGCUGAUGGAAAGUUGAAGAGACGAGAAAUUUCUGAUUGAAUGACCACGAGCGCACAACUUCUUAAACGCCAACUAUCAAACCCGACGAACCGAAACUUGCGCUGCGCUUCGAAUUUUUCUUCCGUUCCUUAAGUUGUUCCUAUUCGAAGAAUGACUCACGGCGCUCCAGCGAAAAAGAAUCCGGCCAACGACGAUGAAGAAGUGAUUCCGCCCCCAGACGGCGGAUGGGGCUGGGCCGUCGUAUUCGGUUCCUUCAUGAUUCACAUUAUCGCUGACGGAUUCACGUACACGCUGGGAAUUUUUAUCGUCGAGCUGAUGUGGUAUUUCGACGAAGGCUCCGAGCGGACCAGUUGGAUUGCUUCCAUCAUGGUUGGCGUCACAUUAGGAUCGGGACCUAUUGUCAGUUCCCUGGUGAACAAAUAUGGCUGCCGGACCAUCACAAUCGUCGGAGCAUUGAUUGCAGCCUUCGGGUUGGGUAUCAGCACGUUGGCGACGAGUGUAACCACCCUUUACGUCACGAUCGGAUUGCUAGCCGGUUUCGGUUUCGGACUGAUUUAUCUGCCGGCCAUCGUGAGUGUCACGUGUUACUUUGAGAAAAAGCGUUCGUUCGCCACGGGCAUCGCCGUUUGCGGUUCGGGCAUCGGCACUUUCAUUUUCGCUCCUCUAACCGAGGCCCUCAUCAAUACGUACGGCUGGCGCGGAGCUCUGCUCAUCAUCACGGCCAUCACCCUCAAUUGCAUCAUUUUCGGAGCACUCUUCCGGCCCCUGGAGACGGCCAGGCCGCGACGGAAGAGAACCACUUCCGAAGUGGCUGUCGAAAUGGUCGAGAAGGAGAAGCUGAUGGCCAUCAACGAAGAGUCUGCCAACUCACCGACUCAUCCGAGCGGAUCGGAUCCCGUUCGGCGCAGCGUUCACGACGUGCCCGUCAACGGCGAGAUGCACAGGAUCAGUCAGCAGGAGAAGAGCACCACCAACAACACGCUGACUGUCAACGCGGCCGUCGGAGACGCCUCGAUCGCCCGGAUGGCUCGCAGCCAGCCGCAACUUCUCCAAGUGCCAACGGCCGACGUGAUGGCCGGCGAGGAGAGCCGCAAGUUCGGCAGCUACGGCAAUUUGCCCAGCAGCAAUCGGGCCGACGCCGAGGCCGGCAUGUCGGUUUCCAGCCGCAAGGGCUCGACGGCCGGGUCGCGCUCCCACCACGGAGGAUCGGGUGUCAUGUACCGCAAGGACGCCCUGUACAGCGGCUCCAUGGUCAACAUACCCGAGUACCGGGCCGACCCCAAAGGUUUCUCCGGCUCGGUGAUGCGCAUCCCGCCGGAUGACGGCUGCUCCGGAACGACCGACUCCAACGAGAAGGUCAAAGUCUGCGGCUUGAUCCCUUGCAGCAAGACAUCCUACGACGCCUACAAGGAAAUGAUGGACUUUGGCCUGUUGAAAGACCCCGUCUUCAUUCUUUUCACCGUAUCCAAUUUCUGUACCAGCAUCGGCUUCAACGUACCUUACGUCUACAUCAAAGAUAAAGCCCUCGAGUUGGGAAUUCCAUCGGCCAAUGCCAGUUUCCUCUUGUCCGUCGUCGGAAUCGCCAAUACCAUCGGUCGUGUUAUUCUCGGCUACAUCUCCGAUAAACCUUGGCUCAAUCGUCUUUGGCUCUACAACGGAGCUCUGACAGUCUGCGGUUUAGCUACUGCCUUCAGCGCUUUCUGUGAUGAUUACGUUUCGUUGAUCGUUUACUGUGCAUCAUUCGGUUUUACAAUUGGUGCCUACGUCGGCCUGACAUCCGUCAUCUUGGUGGACUUACUCGGACUGGAGAAGUUGACCAACGCCUUUGGGCUGUUGUUGCUCUUCCAAGGCAUCGCCUCCCUUGUUGGCCCCCCUAUAGCAGGCCGCUUGAAGGAUAAUCUCGGCUCGUAUGACGCGGGUUUCUACUUGGCCGGAUCGAUGAUUGCCAUCAGUGGUUUGAUGCUCUUCUUCAUUCCGUGUCUACAACGCUGGACAAAGUCGAAAGAAACGAAAGCGGCCGACAUCAGCACCAAAGCCGCUUUGGCGCCUAUUCAUUAGAGUUAUAGGCAUCGGAAAAUACAACGUAAGAGGCCUCUUCGUAAGAGGCUGAAAUUGAUAAUCAAGAACUUCCAUUGGAAUUUGCCACAUACGUCUGCUAGAAAGAUGCAAAUGAUUAACAAAUGGAAACGAGAGAGAGAGAGAAAAAAAAUAUUUCAAUCCACAAUAAUUCCUCCCAGGGUACGUCAUCUUUCGAUAACUUCAGUUCAAUUUGUGUUUAACCUUGCAUCCAUGCAGUGCAUAUCCCUUCCUCAUUUAUCGUGUCAUCCAUGUUAGAAAAAAAAUAUUGCAAUUGAUGGAAAUUGAUAUAAGAUGCUGACAUCAUAUCCCAGUGUGGUCCAAAAUAUUAAAUUCUUUUUGAUUAAUUCUUAAUUGAAAUAUAUUGCGAAUGUAUAUGUGUGCGUGUGAGAGUGCUUGACAAAGUUGUCACUGCCUUGUUUUUCCCAGUGUGCCGUUUCUUCCGGCAAUAUGUGUAUUGUGUAUCUUACUUAUUCUUUAUUUUUUAAACAAAAAUAGGUAAUUGUCACGUA
This is a messenger RNA of Daphnia pulicaria, 2795 nucleotides long. It is a transcript of the gene Mct1, whose product is annotated as monocarboxylate transporter 3-like. Gene Ontology annotation, molecular function: monocarboxylic acid transmembrane transporter activity. Lineage: Eukaryota; Metazoa; Arthropoda; Branchiopoda; Diplostraca; Daphniidae. Bases 358 to 2265 code for a protein of 635 amino acids. Gene Ontology annotation, biological process: monocarboxylic acid transport; transmembrane transport. The transcript is spliced from 8 exons. The record is from RefSeq and is a predicted model, not a curated record.